Molecule: messenger RNA, 7029 nt
Organism: Agrilus planipennis (emerald ash borer)
Lineage: Eukaryota; Metazoa; Arthropoda; Insecta; Coleoptera; Buprestidae
Gene: Blimp-1
Exons: 15
Coding region: 420-5627 (1735 amino acids)
Biological process (GO): regulation of transcription by RNA polymerase II; cell fate commitment
Cellular component (GO): nucleus; cytoplasm
Molecular function (GO): RNA polymerase II cis-regulatory region sequence-specific DNA binding; DNA-binding transcription repressor activity, RNA polymerase II-specific; histone deacetylase binding
Source: RefSeq, a predicted model, not a curated record
UGCAGUUGCAUUUUCCGACGCGUUUUCCACCGAUGCGAUGCACCGACAAGAGCAACAGCGACGGCAGCGGCAUCGGUCGCGACGAUAGCUUUAGCGGCCUGCUGCGACGCUCGACGGUCGCGGACAAAAGCUCGUCGAACGUUCGGUCGCGAGCUUUCGACCGAGUUCGCACACAACCGAGCCGCGAACGUCAUCAAACUGCAUCUCGCGCGCGCUUUUAUGAAUUAUCCGCUGCGCUCAACAAUCAAAUUCGACUGUUUUUUUGGUGGGUGAUAAUCCAUUUUCAUUUUUUACUUUUUCGAAACGUUUUUGUCAAGCACUGUGUUGGUUCGGUGUGAAUGGCAAAAGUUUUGUGGUUUUGGACAGCUUUUUAAAUUCAAAUUGAAGCUUACGUCGAUUACAGCUUUAGAAAAGAAUGAAUGAAUUCUAACGCUAUUGAGCAAAACAUGAGACAGGAUAACAUGGAUGAUGCGGCAGUCACGUCUGCCGGCGAUUUUGAUCCGCACAAUAUUAGGGAAGAGGAGUUCGAGCUUCAUACAACAUUCAUUGCGCCAGACCUUCCGGUGGACCCUGGCACACCCAACAGGGCUGAAGCUACCCUUCCAAGGAAUCUUGUUCUCAAACCCUCUCAAGCGCUUUCAGAUGCUCAAGGGGUUUGGAGUACGGGUUACAUUCCUAGAGGCACCAGAUUUGGUCCUCUUGUAGGUGAAAUUUAUGCCAAAGAUGCAGUACCGAGUUCUGCAAACAGGAAGUAUUUUUGGAGGAUAUACAAAGACAAUGAAUUAUUUUACUACAUUGACGGGUACGAUACCUCGAAGGCCAACUGGAUGCGAUACGUGAACCCGGCAUACUCUAGUGAAUCUCAAAAUCUCAUAGCGUGUCAGUACAAAAUGAACAUAUAUUUUUACACGAUUAAACCAAUUUUGCCAAAUCAGGAAUUACUUGUGUGGUAUUGUAAGGAAUUUGCCGAAAGACUGAAUUAUCCGUUGACUGGAGAACAAAUGCUACAAAGGAUACGUCAACAAGUCCAGCAAUCAUCAGAAGUAAUCACUGUCAGCACUGUGAUUGACUCCGUUUCUUCCGGGAAAGACGGUGCCUACGAACACCAACUCACUCCAACAGAUGGCAGCGUGAGAUCUGACGAAGGGUAUCACAGCCAUGGCUAUCACGAUGACGCUUUUACACCCCCUGAAGAUUCCAGUGACUCGGACAGUGAAAAUAAUUAUGUACUCGAUUUUAGUAAGAAAACGAAUUCCAAAGAAACGACGGUUAUUAAACAGUCGCCCCUCUCCCCCGAAGCCCAGAAAAACGAGUACCGCAAGGUCAAGAUUAAGAUAACAAAAGCUUAUCACUAUAAAUCGAACAAAAACGUGGAAAGCGACCAUGAGUCGGAGAAGGAUUUGACUCACGGCGAUACUAACGUUGUGGAAGUGACGACUUUGGUACCGAGAAUCGUCACACCCCCUAACACGGUGAUAGUCCUAGACUCACCACCACCUGAAGUUCCUAAUAACAAACCGUUCUACGAGCCCGAGGUAAAAACUCAGACAAUUAUUACUAGAUACACGCCUCCUUCUUCAAGUAUCUUGGAGAAUAUUCUAUUGAGGAACAGGACUGAUUCUAACAACAAUAACAACGACAGUAACCAGCGACAACCGGAUGCCACACCACCUCCAAGCUCUCCCACGGAAAUGGCUUACUCGUACAAAAAGAGUCACCGGUACGGAGCCAUGCCAUGUAGUCCGGACUCGAGUUCCAACUUAGCAGUUUCCAAUGCCCCAAUGUCAACAAGCCCGGGUUUGUUAAAAAAUCACUCCCCAAGUCCCGUACCAUCUUCCGCAACAAUAUACGUAUCACACACAAACGAUGGUUACAACAACCACGUGCAACCUGCUAAUUAUUACAGCAUCUAUCCAUCAUCGAAUGGAAUAAUCCACACCAACAUAACAACGGCGACACCCACGUCUACGUAUUCUCCCCCCAUAAGUACCAACUACGUGGGAUCCCAUCAUCCCACCUCAACGAACUUAAUCAUUCCAAGUUCCCACAUAAUCACGUCAAACUUGACACAUCAUCUUCUGACUCCAUUGACACCGCCGCAACACGGAAACGGAAAGCUUUCACCUACUCAUUCGAUGAGUCCCGACAGGGGAAUGAGUAGUCGGAGUGUCAGUCCUCAACAUCCCAAUUCGAGCAUUGCUUCGAGGGGUUAUAGGAGCCUCCCUUAUCCUUUAAAAAAGAAAGACGGAAAAAUGCACUACGAAUGCAACGUGUGCUGCAAAACGUUCGGUCAGCUUUCCAAUUUGAAAGUUCACCUGAGAACUCACAGCGGAGAGAGACCGUUCAAAUGCAACGUCUGCACCAAAUCGUUCACUCAACUUGCUCAUCUCCAAAAGCACCAUUUGGUGCACACCGGAGAACGACCACACGAGUGCGGCAUUUGUAAGAAGCGAUUUUCGUCUACGUCGAACCUGAAGACGCAUCUUCGGUUGCACAGCGGACAGAAGCCGUACGCGUGCGACUUCUGUCCAGCGAAGUUCACUCAGUUUGUACAUUUGAAAUUACACAAAAGACUACACACCAAUGAGAGACCGUACAUUUGCCAAGAGUGCGGAAAGAAUUACAUUAGUGCUUCUGGAUUAAGGACCCAUUGGAAGACGACCAGUUGCCGACCAAAUAACAUCGACGAGGAGCUCCAUGGGGAAACUUCUCCAAAUGGUUAUUACGAUUACUCGAGUAAUGAUGGAAGCAUAGGUCCAGUUGAUUCAAGCAAAGACAUUCACGAAGACCAAAGGGAUCAUUUCGAGCUUCAUGCUCAACAGUCUCCUCCAAUGACUCACGGAGGAGGACUGAUGCACUCGGGAUUGACCAAGUCUCUGACGCCGUCAACGUUACAAACAGGGCCUCAACGGCUUCCUCCUCAAACGUCGCAUCAUCCCGGCAAAGAGAGUAGGCCAAGCGUCAUAGAAUCGUCACAACCUCACAUUAUCGAAUGUGAAAUUUAUGCCAAAGAUGCAGUACCGAGUUCUGCAAACAGGAAGUAUUUUUGGAGGGAAACAAUCAAUUUAUUGUUGCUUCAGGAUAACAUGGAUGAUGCGGCAGUCACGUCUGCCGGCGAUUUUGAUCCGCACAAUAUUAGGGAAGAGGAGUUCGAGCUUCAUACAACAUUCAUUGCGCCAGACCUUCCGGUGGACCCUGGCACACCCAACAGGGCUGAAGCUACCCUUCCAAGGAAUCUUGUUCUCAAACCCUCUCAAGCGCUUUCAGAUGCUCAAGGGGUUUGGAGUACGGGUUACAUUCCUAGAGGCACCAGAUUUGGUCCUCUUGUAGGUGAAAUUUAUGCCAAAGAUGCAGUACCGAGUUCUGCAAACAGGAAGUAUUUUUGGAGGAUAUACAAAGACAAUGAAUUAUUUUACUACAUUGACGGGUACGAUACCUCGAAGGCCAACUGGAUGCGAUACGUGAACCCGGCAUACUCUAGUGAAUCUCAAAAUCUCAUAGCGUGUCAGUACAAAAUGAACAUAUAUUUUUACACGAUUAAACCAAUUUUGCCAAAUCAGGAAUUACUUGUGUGGUAUUGUAAGGAAUUUGCCGAAAGACUGAAUUAUCCGUUGACUGGAGAACAAAUGCUACAAAGGAUACGUCAACAAGUCCAGCAAUCAUCAGAAGUAAUCACUGUCAGCACUGUGAUUGACUCCGUUUCUUCCGGGAAAGACGGUGCCUACGAACACCAACUCACUCCAACAGAUGGCAGCGUGAGAUCUGACGAAGGGUAUCACAGCCAUGGCUAUCACGAUGACGCUUUUACACCCCCUGAAGAUUCCAGUGACUCGGACAGUGAAAAUAAUUAUGUACUCGAUUUUAGUAAGAAAACGAAUUCCAAAGAAACGACGGUUAUUAAACAGUCGCCCCUCUCCCCCGAAGCCCAGAAAAACGAGUACCGCAAGGUCAAGAUUAAGAUAACAAAAGCUUAUCACUAUAAAUCGAACAAAAACGUGGAAAGCGACCAUGAGUCGGAGAAGGAUUUGACUCACGGCGAUACUAACGUUGUGGAAGUGACGACUUUGGUACCGAGAAUCGUCACACCCCCUAACACGGUGAUAGUCCUAGACUCACCACCACCUGAAGUUCCUAAUAACAAACCGUUCUACGAGCCCGAGGUAAAAACUCAGACAAUUAUUACUAGAUACACGCCUCCUUCUUCAAGUAUCUUGGAGAAUAUUCUAUUGAGGAACAGGACUGAUUCUAACAACAAUAACAACGACAGUAACCAGCGACAACCGGAUGCCACACCACCUCCAAGCUCUCCCACGGAAAUGGCUUACUCGUACAAAAAGAGUCACCGGUACGGAGCCAUGCCAUGUAGUCCGGACUCGAGUUCCAACUUAGCAGUUUCCAAUGCCCCAAUGUCAACAAGCCCGGGUUUGUUAAAAAAUCACUCCCCAAGUCCCGUACCAUCUUCCGCAACAAUAUACGUAUCACACACAAACGAUGGUUACAACAACCACGUGCAACCUGCUAAUUAUUACAGCAUCUAUCCAUCAUCGAAUGGAAUAAUCCACACCAACAUAACAACGGCGACACCCACGUCUACGUAUUCUCCCCCCAUAAGUACCAACUACGUGGGAUCCCAUCAUCCCACCUCAACGAACUUAAUCAUUCCAAGUUCCCACAUAAUCACGUCAAACUUGACACAUCAUCUUCUGACUCCAUUGACACCGCCGCAACACGGAAACGGAAAGCUUUCACCUACUCAUUCGAUGAGUCCCGACAGGGGAAUGAGUAGUCGGAGUGUCAGUCCUCAACAUCCCAAUUCGAGCAUUGCUUCGAGGGGUUAUAGGAGCCUCCCUUAUCCUUUAAAAAAGAAAGACGGAAAAAUGCACUACGAAUGCAACGUGUGCUGCAAAACGUUCGGUCAGCUUUCCAAUUUGAAAGUUCACCUGAGAACUCACAGCGGAGAGAGACCGUUCAAAUGCAACGUCUGCACCAAAUCGUUCACUCAACUUGCUCAUCUCCAAAAGCACCAUUUGGUGCACACCGGAGAACGACCACACGAGUGCGGCAUUUGUAAGAAGCGAUUUUCGUCUACGUCGAACCUGAAGACGCAUCUUCGGUUGCACAGCGGACAGAAGCCGUACGCGUGCGACUUCUGUCCAGCGAAGUUCACUCAGUUUGUACAUUUGAAAUUACACAAAAGACUACACACCAAUGAGAGACCGUACAUUUGCCAAGAGUGCGGAAAGAAUUACAUUAGUGCUUCUGGAUUAAGGACCCAUUGGAAGACGACCAGUUGCCGACCAAAUAACAUCGACGAGGAGCUCCAUGGGGAAACUUCUCCAAAUGGUUAUUACGAUUACUCGAGUAAUGAUGGAAGCAUAGGUCCAGUUGAUUCAAGCAAAGACAUUCACGAAGACCAAAGGGAUCAUUUCGAGCUUCAUGCUCAACAGUCUCCUCCAAUGACUCACGGAGGAGGACUGAUGCACUCGGGAUUGACCAAGUCUCUGACGCCGUCAACGUUACAAACAGGGCCUCAACGGCUUCCUCCUCAAACGUCGCAUCAUCCCGGCAAAGAGAGUAGGCCAAGCGUCAUAGAAUCGUCACAACCUCACAUUAUCGAAUGUACCUAAGAAAUUCCUGCUGUGUAAAUUCUAUUCUGUUAAGUUUUAAAUGUUUAUUUAUUUGUAAUUAUUUAGCGGUUAGUUAGUUGUUGCCGUUUCAACAAAUUACAUGUCUAUUUUUGACGUGAGGUAUAUUUUUAUUAUUAUCAUCGGAAGUACUGAUUAGAAAAGAGUUGAUUUGUUGAAGCCAACGGAUUCGUAGACGAUUUAAUUUAUUUGUAACUAUUUUUUUAACGUGUACCUACCUAUUGAAUAAGAAAUCGAAUUUUGACUUUAGACUGAUUACAGAAAGCAAUAUGUUAGAUGUGUGUGUAUAUUGUGUUUUGAACACUGUUUGUUGUUCGUGUUCGAUAUUAUUGCUACUUUUCGAUUGUGUAAUUCGUAAAGACAAAAAAAUGCGAAAUUAUUCUUAUUACAAAGCAUUUUUUAAAACUAUUUUAUCGUUUCAAUUAUUUAGAAAGGGAAUCAAAAAGAAACCAAUUGGGUGACUAAAAACGGUAACAUCCUACUCUGAAGAAUUUGUAUCAAAUUUUCUAAUCGUUUCGAAUUUAUUUUGUGUAGAUAAUUGCCGUUUGUUUAUAAUGUGAAUGCUUUGUAUUUAAGAAUAUUUGCUGUUUUAAAAGUGUACAAAUGCUUUCUACCUAUUAUAUGUAAUAUGCUGAAAAAAACAUUAAGCUAAACAUUCUAUUCAAUGUACCUAUUUCAAUGAAUCGAGGGUAAUAUUGACGCUACGCUUACAUUCAGAAAAAAAAAAGAAGAAGAGAAUAGGUGAAUAUUUUUUGGCAACUUUGAUAUUGCUCUUGAACAAGUCUGUUAAUUAUUCGUAAAUGUACUAGCAUGACGGUGUUUAUAGAGAAAAAACAGCAGAGCAUUUCUUUUCAAAAUUGCGUACUCUCUAAAGUUAAUUUCUGUUAAUGUGUUUUAAAAAUGAACAACUUUACGCAUUAUUAGAUACCUAUAACAACAUAUAUACUUACAUAAAAUACAUACAAAGAAAAUUGACGCAAAAAAGGUCUCAAUAGCAAAGAUAUUUUUUCAACUGCAUAAAGAUACGUAAAAAAUAAUAAUUGUUACGUAUGUAAUAAUAAUUUAGGUACCUACAAGCUUGGCCUUCUUCAUUUUUAAUGAACGAAUUCAAAAUAUAUUUUGGGUCUAUAUUUUCAAUGGUGACAAGUAUAUAACGUUUAUUAUUUUGGUAUGUACUGUGUACAACGAGUUAAUUUGCUGGUUUUCUACCCGAACAAUAGUUACAAGAACAACCCCCUCUACAGAUUUUUAUAAAGCGACGUAGAAAAUAAUGAAAUACAUAAUACAUAAAUACAUACAUUACAUACAUGCAUUCAAAUGUACCGUACCUGCUGUAUUCUUUUUUUUUUUUGUUAUUUCCGGUUUGUAGGCUUAACGAAAAUAU